AUGCCACUGUCUUCUUCUGAAGCCAAAAAUUCCUCCUUCUUCACAGCCGUUGUCAACCUUCAACUAGAUGUCACUCUCAUGCAGGAGAUCGGCGUCAAUUGGUCCGCCGUCCACCGACAGGAUCAAUGGUAUGAACGUGUCAAAGAUCAAUUAGAACCACAGCAAACCAAGUCCUUCAUGAGUUUCAACCGCCACGACUUAACCAACACCAAACACCAAUGGGGCGGAACAGGCAUCUUGUCCCAUGGAAAACUCUCACACUAUUCUAUGGGAGCUGGCUCCGACAAAGCACAACUCGGUCGUUGGACAUGGGCUCGAUACAGGGGCAAAGAUAAUAUUGUUCUUCGAUGUGUCAGUAUCUACCAACCAUGCGAGAACAAAUCCGAGGCAACGUCAGUGUGGUCACAACAUCGCCGGUACCUCCAGGAGCACAAUGACGACCGUGAUCCUCGAACAGCAUUCAUUGAAGACCUUGAUGCAGAGCUAACUGCAUGGAUUGCUAUGGGAGACCAAAUUGUGGUUGCUGGAGAUGUCAAUGAAUCCGUCUUCCACCACUCCAUCACCAAUUUGUUUUCAAGACACAACCUGAGACACCUCAUUUUUGACAAGUAUGACGCCACGAAUGCCCCGACUACGUACUUACGUACUCAAUCCAAUAGGAUUGUUGAUGGAAUGUGGGGCACUCCCAAUAUACACAUCCAACAAGGAGGCUACCUUGAACCGGGUGACUUCCCUGGCAACCAUUCUCUCCUCUGGAUUGAUAUCUCGUAUCGAACUGCUCUUGGACAUCUUCCUCCAGAUCCUACUUCUCCUCAAGCCCGUCGCCUCCAACUCCAUGACUCACGGACAACCAAAAAAUACUUGGACAAAUAUGAAUCCCUGGUGGAACAGAAACAUAAUCUCCGUCUCCGGCAGUUCUCCCUGGAAGCUUCCACAACCUAUGGCUACCAACUUUCCCCCUGCCAACAACAAGAAGCUGAAGCCAUCGACUUCCUCAAGACCAAGAGUAUGCUUCUGGCAGAGAAAAAAUGCCGCAAGUUGAAGAUGGGUCGAGUGGGCUUCUCUGAGGCCACCGAACAACCAAAGAAACGAAUAGCUUUCUGGGAAAUAGCUAUCCGACGCAGGAAAGGACUGACAGUCAGCGUAAGCCAAUGGAACCGGAAGAAACGUGAAGCCCAAAUCAAUGAACCCACCGCCCCUCUCUCCCUGGACACCAUGAUACACAAUCUUCAGCUGGCAAAGAAGGCAUACCGGAAGGCAAAGAAACACCAUAAAGAACACCGAAUCCGCUUCCUUGACCAACUGAAUCCCAAAGACCGACAACGACUAAAACGCAAGGAAGCUCAGCGGGAACUUGCCAGGGCUGCCAAACGUAUUACUGGGAAGGCAGCUUCCAAAAGUGUCACCAGGGUCGAACACAAUGGUCAAGAAUGUACCACUCGAGCAGAGAUUGAAGCUAUCCUGGCGCAAGUCAAUGAGUCCAAAUACAGAUCGUCCGAGGACACCCCCUUCCUUCAACCUCCCUUGCUGAGCGCUUUCGGCACUCAAGGGAACCUACCGGCUUCCAACCAAGUGUUAGCAGGCACAUAUCUUCCCCCAGUUGGCACCGACGUCUAUACGGCACUACUGCUUCAACAUCUCCGUCGCCCGGAAGUCUCUGAUUCGUCUCGACCCCAUUUUCAACCCCGUACCAGGAUUUCUACAGACCACCAUAUUCGAGGAUGGAGGAAAGCAAAAGAGAAGACUGCUGCUGGCCUCUCCCGACUACACUUUGGCAUGUUCAAAGCCCACAUUCAACGGCGUCGCCUAGCUGAAAUUGAUGCCUCUAUGCGAUCUGUAGCUUUCUCUACUGGAUACUCCUACUCCCGGUGGAGAAAAGGAUUAGAUGUCCAAUUACUGAAGAGGAAACGUGAUUUUCGAGCAACAAAACUUAGAACAAUUGGGAUCCUCGAAGCUGACUUCAACAUGAAUAACAAAGUGCUUUCGGUGUGUCAACCACAUCAUACGGCGGUCCACUACAGGCUGGAGUCCUCCCACCUCAAGGUGUUCUACAAGGGAAUGGAGCUGGUCCAGCUGGAUGGUUUGCUAUCAGCACCGCGAUGA
Molecule: messenger RNA, 2103 nt
Organism: Seminavis robusta
Lineage: Eukaryota; Bacillariophyta; Bacillariophyceae; Naviculales; Naviculaceae
Source: the annotation of a GenBank genome assembly